Mauremys reevesii (Reeves's turtle) is the source of this 7817-nucleotide messenger RNA. It is a transcript of the gene ABCC5, whose product is annotated as ATP binding cassette subfamily C member 5. Bases 3780 to 7409 code for a protein of 1209 amino acids. Gene Ontology annotation, cellular component: membrane. Gene Ontology annotation, biological process: transmembrane transport. Gene Ontology annotation, molecular function: ATP hydrolysis activity; ATP binding; ABC-type transporter activity. The transcript has 27 exons. The record is from RefSeq and is a predicted model, not a curated record. NCBI's taxonomy places the organism in Eukaryota, Metazoa, Chordata, Testudines, Geoemydidae.
UUGGUCCUUACAGUUUGCUGAGAGAAGAUGAUGUUUCCAGAACGAAGCAGCAAUCCAAAAUAGCUUUCAUACAGCUGGUGGAUCAUUUGCUGAAUGGUGGGGCCAGGUUUCUGGAGAGGUAGUGGGUUUAGGUGUCCUGAAAGAAAAACACACUUGGCUUUUCUCUCUGGUUUUGAGUGUAGCUUAAAGUUCCUCCUUAACUGGUGUGAUCACAUUGCACUAAAUUCUUGCCUAAAGUUUUUUGCUUUUAGAUAGGUAAUUCAUUUUGGAAGUAAAAUUCAAACUGGCAAGAUAUCGCUUUGUAGAGCAUUGGCAUUAAUAGUGCAGUCUGCAAGAAAUGAAACUGAGUGGUGGUGUUAGAUCAUUAUUUAAAAACCAAAGGAAAUGAGGCUAAGGAGAAGUCUGCAAACUUAGUUAUCGAUGCUACAAGGAUUGAUCAGGUGGGUUACGUUUAGAAGCAUUAGAAUAUGGAAUUGCCACUAGGAACUGUUGCUGCUUGAACUAGUUAAUAAUGAAAAUUCAACAUAUGGGACUUGACAUUCACACCAUUUUCUUGUCACCUGUUUGUUGCACAUGUUGUGCAGUUUUACAGUUGCAAUCUUGACUAAAUUUAUUCUCUAUAAAUUUCCCUUGAGGAGUAGGAGCAGUAUUACUGCUUGUAGUACAUGUUUCAGUGUGCUGUUAAGAUGGAGAUUCAUUACUUGGGUAAGUACAACAGGGGUGUGUUGUUAGGUUAAAAAGUCUUCUAAAAUGUUUUUUCUUGCUUUUUGAACCUUUUAAAAGUUUGCCUUGUUUCCUGUAAUGAGAAUAACAAUAAUUGUUUUCUUGGUAUUGUUUCACAGUAAUAAUUAAUUAAUGAUAAUAGCUUGUGGUAAUUAUGAAACACUUGGACAACCUGUUGGGCACACUGUUAAUUACCAAAAUGUUGAAGUAUUAAGGUUUUAACAGAACCAGGUUCCCCCAAGAAGAGCUUCUGUCAUUGUUUCACUACAGGGCCCAGUAGCUGCUCUUAUCUUUAGCAGAGAACUUACAGCAGGGUUGUCCCUAAUUUCUUUAGAAUAAUUGUAUCUAUUUGUCAGAGCCAAACUGCUGAAUGGGAGGAAACGUCAAUAGUCUGGGUUUUCAGGUUCCAAUUCAUGCUCAGUUUGGAUGCAUUCAAGUUAUCCUUCGAACAUUUGCCUAUAUCCAGUCAAAAUUGGACUGCUCUCUGAAUGAGGAAAGUGCCCUUUUGGGUUCCAUCACUUGGAAUGAAAGAUGAGUCGUUACCACCCUCCCCAUAGUGAUACACCUAUGCUGUCUCCUCUGAAGUAUCAGUGCUUUCUUGUACUGAUGCACCUUUUCAGUCACAUUGAAAUGAGAAUGGAGAUCUGGAAAAGCACUUAGCUUGUCCACAUGUAUUGGUGGAAAUUACCUAAAUGGAGUUAAACAUUUUCCCAAACUUUAAAAUUCUGAAUUGAACUUCCCUGACAUUGGAAUGCUAGUGGAAAUGGCGUAGUGGUGGUCUCACUAAUAAGCAUUGUGAUGGUUAUAACUGAGAGGGAUGCUUAUUGGAUUUCAUAUCUGGGCUUUUUGCUAUCCUUCAGGAGUCCUGCACAUCUGGCACAAUUUCUAACCUUGUAGCCUGUUCAGAGACAGCUUAUUGUCCUGUGUCAGAAUGCCUUCUAAUAACCAUCAGAAUGCACUAGUGCAGGUGAGAUGCUUCUCAUCUCCAGUGGAUACAGUUGCUGCCAUUUAACCAGCUGCUAAACCUUUUACGUUCAGAUGGAGGUGAGAGGCAAAGACUAUUUCUAAUUUAUUAAACAAAAUCAGUUUAACUCCAGGCCUGAACAAUUUGUAUGUUUGCUCAGAACUAGCCUUCCUGUUUGGGAGAUGGGGAAACUUGCUAUCUUAGUGGAGUACAGCUUGACCGUUCAGACAGUUAUUGGAGGGGGGUGUGGUAAGCUGUUUGAGGUAAGUUUCCCACUCUUCUAGUUCCGCUCCAGUCGCAGCUUGCUUUGUGCUGUCAGAUACUGGAUGUGGGUGGGGAAUCUCUCUCUGUAGUGGAACCAAUGACAGAAGCUGUUCUUUAGAAUUUUCAGGAUGGCUGUAUUCUGCGAUCAGAAUGAGACAGUCAAGCUGGUCAGAAUCCAACGCCAAGAGUAAAGCAUUGUCUUUUAUCUCAUCACGGGAGAUGCUGAUUCUAUAGAACAGUGCUGAAAAGUUGCACUUAAAAGGUUUUGGGAGGAAAGAGACCCCAGGAAACAUCUGCUAUCUUUACACACCUUCCCUUGGAGACUUUCAGCAGUGCUGUGGGGUGUGAGAAAAUGCAUGCUGUGCUGCGAUCAUGCUGAGUUACAGCUCGUGAGGAAAAGGGGGGCUUUUGACUCCCACUACUCAGUGACUCAGUUGUGUAUGUUGGAUUGAAAACAGGAAAAGAAGCCAAUCUUCUCACUAGUAACUGCAAACCAACUGUAUGCAGUUGUGGCCAAAACAGUUGAUGUAAAGCUAAAUGUAAGUGAGGAAAAAGCUGGAAUACAGUAGUUCUGUGAAUGUGAGCUCCUCACAUUUGAUCAGGGACUAGUGUGUAAAUUUCUCGAUGGGCCAUUCCAGAACCUGAUGGACAUCUGGCUUUAAUUCGCACUUCGAAAGUGAAUAAGCAAAACUAUAUACAGCAUGUUUCCUUGGUUCUGGGAUACAGAAUCAGCCACUUCAGGACAAAUGCAUUCAGCCUCCAUUUUUAUCUGUUGUUCGGUGCUGGGCUGUAGCUGCUGUUACCUUUGCUGAAGUAGUGCCUUUUUGUUUUUCUUCCUUGCUCACGCUAUGCAGAACUCUUAUUUGCAAAACCUGUUUUAGCCAAGAGGACUUCAACAGACUGUGAAAGGCUUUCCAAAUCAUUUCUUUGAUCUCCCAUUUUUGGCAUUUUGUUGUAUUGUGGGCAAAGGUAAUUCUCAGCUCUGUAUUAAAGUACCAACGUCUAACCAUAUAAACACCAACGUCUUUAAGCAUCUUUGUUGAAAAGCCUUCUUUAGGGAAUCUCCAUUUGUUAGCUGUGAGGCCUUACUGUAGCAUACCUCUUAAACCAAAUUUCAGAAUCCAUGCACCCUCAGGAGCCUGCCUGACUAGCACCUCAAGUUUCACUCCCUCUCGGACUUUGUGAACAUAUAUCGGGUUCUGUUUUUGUAUCUUUAAUUUUGUGUGUGUAGUUUUAACUUAGUUUGUGUCAGAGGCUAGACUGUUUGUUAGAUACUAGCCUUUUAUAAUUCUCUUGUAUGUUCAGAUUGUAUGUUCAUGCGAUGCUCUUCCUGUUGUACAGUGUUUGUGAGAUGUUACCCAUUUUAACAUGGCACUUUAUUGUUUUUUAAAUAAAAGACUGUUAUUUCGCAGUUGAUAGUAUUUAAUAUUGCUGAUGAAUGUGAUGAAUAUGAUAUACUAUGCCGUUGACUAACACACAACUGAAGGUGGGAAUCGGUGGUUCUUGGGGCUGUCCUGUCUUUCGGCAGGUGGUGAUUGAAAUAUGAUUCCUGAGGUAAAAUAUUUUUGUUUUUGGAGGGGGAAGGUGGGUGGGUGGGGCAAAGCAUUUUUUUUUUUAAAUAGUCUGGUUAUCACUUACCUGUGUUUUCUGCAUGUUCUUUUCUUUACUAUUAAACUGCUGAUGUUUAUUUUCAGGAAUGUUUUGCAAAUGUCCUUCUCACUCUUCCCCAGUACAACUGUAGGCGUUCGUUGUGAAACACCUUUUGGAAUACACACAGCAAAGUGAGUCCAACCUGCAGUACAGCUUGUUGUUAGUUUUUGGCAUCCUAAUGACGGAAAUAGUGCGCUCUUGGUCCUUGGCUCUCACCUGGGCUUUAAAUUACCGCACCGGGGUCAGACUGCGGGGAGCUAUCCUGACAAUGGCGUUCAAGAAAAUUCUCCAGCUGAAGAAUAUCAAGGACAAGUCUCUAGGGGAGCUUGUGAACGUAUGUUCCUCUGAUGGGCAGAGAAUGUUUGAGGCUGCAGCAGUUGGCAGUUUGUUGGCUGGUGGCCCAAUUGUUGCCAUCCUAGGCAUGAUUUAUAAUGUAAUUAUUCUAGGACCAACAGGCUUCUUGGGAUCUGCUGUCUUUAUCCUCUUCUACCCGGCAAUGAUGUUUGUAUCACGGCUCACAGCUUAUUUCAGAAGAAAAUGUGUGGCGGCGACCGAUGAGCGUGUGCAGAAGAUGAAUGAAGUUCUUAACUAUAUUAAAUACAUUAAAAUGUAUGCUUGGGUCAAAGCAUUCUCUCAGAAUGUUCAAAAAAUCCGAGAGGAAGAACGUAAAAUCUUAGAGCGUGCAGGCUACUUCCAGAGCAUCACUGUGGGAGUGGCUCCAAUUGUUGUGAUUAUUGCCAGUGUGGUGACGUUCUCUGUCCAUAUGAUCCUUGGCUAUGAUCUCACAGCAGCUCAGGCUUUCACAGUGGUCACAGUCUUCAAUUCAAUGACAUUUGCUCUGAAAGUAACACCUUUCUCCGUGAAGUCUCUAUCCGAGGCAUCAGUGUCUGUUGACAGAUAUAAGAGUUUGUUUCUAAUGGAAGAGGUUCAUAUGGUAAAGAAAAAACCAGCCAGUCCUCACAUCGCGAUAGAGGUGAAAAAUGCUACCUUGGCGUGGGAGAACUCCCACGCCAGUGUCCAGAGCUCACCAAAGCUGACCCCUAAAAUGAAAAGAGACAAGAAGGUCACCAAGGGCAAGAAGGAGAAAAUGAAGCUACAGCAUGAGGGACCGCAAGCGGUGCUGGCUGAGCAGAAGGGCCAUCUUCUAGUGGAAAGUGAUGACCAUCCUAGCCCUGAGGAAGAGAACAAACACAUCCAUCUUGUUAACUUUCGGCUUCAGAGGACUCUUUACAAUAUCGACCUGGAGAUUGAAAAGGGGAAACUUGUUGGGAUUUGUGGCAGUGUGGGGAGUGGAAAAACUUCACUUAUUUCAGCCAUUUUAGGACAGAUGACCCUGCUGGAGGGUAGCAUUGCAGUGCAUGGAAAUUUUGCUUAUGUGGCCCAGCAGGCCUGGAUUCUCAAUGCUACGCUUAGAGACAACAUCCUUUUUGGAAAGGAGUUUGAUGAAGAAAGAUACAACACUGUGCUGAAUGGCUGCUGUCUGAGACCUGACCUAGCCAUCCUACCUAAUGGGGACCUGACGGAGAUUGGUGAACGAGGUGCUAACCUGAGUGGAGGCCAACGUCAGAGAAUCAGUCUUGCCCGAGCCCUGUAUAGUGACAAGAGUAUUUAUAUCCUUGAUGAUCCUCUUAGUGCCUUAGAUGCACAUGUAGGAAACCAUAUUUUUAACAGUGCAAUAAGGAAGCAUCUGAAGUCAAAAACUGUCCUGUUCAUCACCCAUCAGCUUCAGUACCUUGUUGACUGUGAUGAAGUAAUCGUUAUGAAAGAGGGCUGUAUCACUGAAAGAGGAAGCCAUGAGGGACUGAUGAACUUAAAUGGUGACUAUGCGGUGAUUUUUAAUAGCCUGCAGCUGGGAGAGGCACCACACAUUGAGAUUAAUGUAAAGAAGAGCACAAGCAGUUCAUUAAAAAAGCCCCAGGAUAAAAGCAUCAAAGCAGGGUCUGUGAAGAAGGAGAAAGUGGUGAAGGAGGAGGAAGGCCAGCUGAUGCAGCUGGAAGAGAAGGGCAAAGGCUCUGUGCCCUGGUCUGUUUAUGGCACCUAUAUCCAGGCAGCUGGAGGCCCCUUUGCAUUCCUGAUCAUCAUGGCACUCUUUGUGCUGAAUGUGGGCAGCAUGGCAUUCAGCAACUGGUGGCUGAGUUACUGGAUCAAGCAAGGCAGCGGGAACACCACUGUGAUGUUGGGAAACGAAACUGCUGUGAGCAUCAGUAUGAAGGAUAACCCUCACAUGCGCUACUAUGCCGGCAUCUAUGCGCUCUCUAUGGGAGUCAUGUUGAUUCUGAAAGCUGUUCGUGGGAUUGCCUUUGUCAAGGGAACGCUUAGAGCCUCCUCCAGGCUCCAUGAUGAGCUCUUCCGACGGAUUCUUCGCAGCCCCAUGAAGUUCUUUGACACUACACCCACUGGGCGGAUUCUCAACAGGUUCUCCAGAGAUAUGGAUGAAGUUGAUGUCCGUUUGCCAUUUCAAGCUGAAAUGUUCAUUCAGAAUGUCAUCCUGGUUUUCUUCUGUGCCGGGGUGAUUGCUGGGGUCUUCCCAUGGUUUCUGGUGGCAGUGGGGCCCCUCACCGUCCUCUUCACAAUCCUGCAUGUUGUGUCUAGAGUCUUUAUUCGUGAGCUGAAGCGCCAGGACAACAUCACGCAGUCUCCAUUUCUGUCUCAUAUUACGUCUAGUAUACAGGGUCUCUCCACAAUCCACGCCUACAACAGAAGGCAGGAAUUCCUGCACAGGUACCAAGAGCUGCUGGAUGACAAUCAAGCACCAUUUUACUUGUUCAGCUGUGCAAUGCGCUGGCUGGCCAUACGACUAGAUGUUAUCAGCAUCGCCCUCAUCACGACCACCGGCCUGAUGAUUGUCUUAAUGCAUGGCCAGAUUUCUCCUGCAUAUGCUGGGCUUGCCAUCUCUUAUGCUGUGCAGUUAACAGGGUUGUUCCAGUUUACAGUCAGACUGGCCACAGAAACAGAGGCUCGCUUCACCUCAGUGGAGAGGAUUGAUCACUACAUCAAGACCCUUUCUCUGGAGGCUCCAGCUCGAAUUAAGAAUAAAGCUCCCCCCCUGGACUGGCCCCAAGAAGGUGAAGUUGUCUUUGAAAACGCAGAGAUGCGGUACCGAGAGAACCUCCCGCUGGUGCUUAAGAAAGUGUCUUUUACCAUCAAACCCAAGGAAAAGAUUGGCAUCGUGGGGCGGACGGGGUCAGGGAAGUCCUCACUUGGGAUGGCACUCUUUCGUCUCGUUGAACUGUCUGGAGGCUGUAUUAAAAUCGAUGGAGUGAAAAUCAAUGACAUUGGUUUAGCAGAUCUCCGCAGCAAACUCUCAAUAAUCCCUCAGGAGCCUGUGUUAUUCAGUGGAACUGUGAGAUCAAACUUGGAUCCUUUCAACCAGUACAGUGAGGAGCAAAUCUGGGAUGCUUUGGAAAGGACUCACAUGAAGGAGUGUAUUGCUCAGCUGCAAAUGAAACUGGAAUCGGAAGUGAUGGAAAAUGGGGAAAACUUCUCUGUGGGGGAGAGACAGUUACUGUGCAUAGCCAGAGCCUUGCUGCGUCGCUGUAAGGUUUUGAUACUAGAUGAAGCAACAGCUGCUAUGGACACAGAGACGGAUGUACUGAUUCAGGAGACUGUCCGGGAGGCGUUUGCAGACUGCACUAUGCUAACAAUUGCUCACCGCCUGCACACUGUGCUGGGCUCCGAUCGGAUCAUGGUGCUAACACAAGGACAGGUAGUGGAAUUCGACACUCCGUCUGCCCUUCUGUCCAAUGAGAACUCGCGCUUCUAUGCCAUGUUUGCUGCUGCAGACAACAAGGUUGCUGUCAAGGGCUAAAAUUCAGGAUAAAGUCACUUUAAUUUGGAGGGUUCCACUCCCUGCCUGUGGCAGGCCAGCUCCUCCUCUUGCGCCUCAUUCUCAAAGCAGAUUAUUGCCUUUUCAUCUUUUUAAUUUUUAGCACAAUGUGUCAAACACGGAGACUUUUUAAAACCUGUAAGAAUUCUUCCUGUUUUUAUUGUAUUUAUUCCAUAUUCAUAUUACUAAAUUUUUUGUUACUAAAUGCACUCUACAAAUGGCUCAGGGAGCCAUAGUUAUAAAUGUAUCAGAGGCCUAUAAUGAAGCUUUAUACAUGUAGCUAUAUCUAUACAUAAUUCUGUACAUAGCCUAUAUUUACAGUGGAAAUGUAAGCUGUUUAUUUUAUAUUAAAAUGAGCACUGUAUUAAUAACAGUGCAUAUUCUUUUCUA